GGGAGCUCCGCGGGGCGGCGGCGGCCGCCAUUUUGUAGGAAGAGCGGAGCGGAGCUGGGCGGUUCCUGGCCCCUCUCGGUCUCCGGUCCCCCUCGGUCCCCCUCGGUCCCCGCCGCCGUGUGCCUGGGACGAGCGGGCGUCGCCGCGGGAGGCCGCUGUCAGGGCAGCGGGGGGCGGCCCCGAGGGGGGAGCGGGGCCGGGCCGGGCGCCUCAGGGCCGCUGCGUUCGCUUCUCUUGCAGGGGGAGCCGGGCCGGGGGUCGGGGCAGCCGGGCGGCGGCGAUGGCCAAGGUGCUCUGUAACAGAGCAAGAUUGGUCACCUACCUACCAGGGUUUUAUUCCUUAGUCAAAAGAGUUGUAAAUCCCAAGGCUUUUUCUACAGCAGGUUCCUCUGGCUCAGAUGAGCCUCAUGUUGCUGCUACACCUCCUGAUUUAUGUCCAAGAACUGUAUGGCCAGAUGAAGUAAUGGGUCCAUUUGGUCCUCAAGACCAGAGAUUCCAGUUGCCUGGUAAUAUUGGGUUUGACUGUCACCUAAAUGGGACUGCUUCUCAGAAGAAAAGCCAAGUUUCAAAACCUCUGCCUGAUAUAUUAGCAGAGCCUUCACCAAGUGAAAGGCAUGAAUUUGUAAUGGCACAAUACAUAAAUGAAUUUCAGGGUGCUGAUGUUCCACAGAAACAGCAAAUAAAUAACGCUGAAACAUACUUUGAAAAUGCAAAGGUAGAAUGUGCAGUACAAGCUUGUCCUGAACUGUUACAAAAAGACUUCGAGUUAAUGUUUCCAGAAGUGAAUGCCAGCCGUUUAACGGUGUUAACAGUUACCCAGAAGACUAAAAAUGAUAUGACUGCAUGGAGUCAAGAAGUAGAAGAUGAGAGAGAAAUGCUCUUAGAAAACUUCAUUAAUGGUGCCAAGGAAAUUUGCUAUGCAAUCUGUUCUGAAGGCUAUUGGGCGGACUUCAUUGAUCCAUCCUCAGGACUGGCUUUUUUUGGACCUUACACAAACAACACACUGUUUGAAACAGAUGAACGCUACCGCCACUUUGGAUUCUCCGUUGAUGAUCUCGGCUGCUGCAAAGUUAUUCGUCAUAACAUCUGGGGUACUCACGUCGUCGUAGGAAGUAUCUUCACCAACGCUGAACCUGACAGCCCUAUCAUGAGAAAACUGAGUGGAAACUAGGAACUGUCAGGGUUUCACUCGUCUUCUGACUUGAUGAUUCUGUACAAGCAUUGUCAGGAAUACCACAAUCUGAAGUAUUCCUAGAUAAUAAAGUAUCUGUUAUUUAUUUUAGUCAUGAAUAUUUGCUCAUCACAUGUGACUUAGAAUAUUAUUUGACAACAUUUUAUCAGAUACCUAUAUGUGACACAUGAAUUUUAAGCUGUGAGUUUCCUUCAUCCUGAAUGAAUUUAAACUAACUUGAAUGCAUAUAUAGCUAUCCGCAUAGCCUCUCUUAGUAUUAUCAACUGUUCUGACUUUUGAUAUCUGACAAAUCUGUGUUCUUUGCAUUAAAAAACCCUGAUACCGCUCAAUUUCCUGGGAAUUUCACCACUUACUGCAAUAAGUGGCAAAAAUUGUACAAGUUAUACUUUAGGAGGGAAGUGUUGACAUGGUUGCUACAUCCUGAGACUGUAAAAAGUCAUAAGUUACUCUAGAAUCAGUCAUCUCUUAAAGUUUUUUGUCUUCAUGUUGCUUGGGAUUUUAUUUUAUCAGUGUUAUAUAUGUAAAUGUAAUUUAGAGUUACUUUUGUAACUUUUAUAGGUCAUUAAAUACAUAGAUAUGGAAAAAAGGUAAUAGGGCAAUGCUUGGAUAUCAUCAUUGUUUUUUCUUGGAUGCAAUUGAGAUUUGUCUCUGUGGAAUUUUGAAAUGCCUGAGUAAAGGGCAAUUAUGAUGAGUUACUUUAAUUUUCAUCAAUUGUAAAGAUAUUUCAAGGGGAAGAUUAAAAUAUCUUUAGGUGGCAUAGAAACAAUCAAGUCAAUUGAAGUUACACCAGAAAGAGUAGUGAGGAAAAUUAAGGGUAUCUAAAAUUCCAAAAAUUCAGCUGCUUCUCUACAGAGACUAGCUAACUAGAUUUUAAUGUCACUGCAGUCACUUCUUAGGGCCGUUUGGUAAUAUACCACAGCUGUAGCUGUGCCAGUUUAUGCAACAAUGGGAAUCCUUCAGUCUUGACUCAGACAAAACUUAAUGCAACUUUUGUCUGGAUAACGACUGCCAAGAAGCUGCUUUGAGAGGUUUAGCAUCCUUUCAAGUAGCUAGGGAUUUUCACUUCUUUUUCCAAUAUUAACAAUUACAGAUUUAAAAUUUGUUCUAGGUUUGUAUGCUAUUUCUAUUCCCUACUCAGCACCUAAGCCAGUUACCACCAAGGUUUUUUUUGUUGGCUCUAAUGGGUUUGGAACCAGACCCUUUUACAAGUGCCUGUAUAUUUCCUUGUUAAUGAUCGCCAGGUCACAGAGGUGCAGUUGAGGAAGACGCUGCUGGAGAAGUGAGUGCUGCCUUCUCUAAUUCACUAUAGCUAGGCUAGCCGUUCAGGGCUUGUCUUGCCAUCUUGUCAUCACUUUUGGCUCUGGCCUGCACACAUUCCAAGUGUAUGGUUGUUGAGGCAAGAUUGUUUAUUGCUUUUUGUGGCAUCUGCCGCAUUUCCAGAGCACAAGUUUCUUUGUUCUUUGAUCUCAUUCUUGUCAAAAGGACGAAAAAAUACUCAAGAAGCUACAGAGUGUCUUCUGCGUACAAAACCAAUUGGAACACAAUUGUUUUGCAGAAUGCCAAUUACCUCAUUUGAUAAAAAGAGGGUUAGUGUCUAGGUGUACACAACUGUAGAGAAAUAAAUAUUAGAAAAAUAAAUUCUGUGAACUGGUUUACAUAUAUUUUAGCUAUCUCAAAGGCUUUCGAUACUGUCUCUUUUUUUUUCCUAAAGCAGCUUUGCUGUACUUGCCUUUCCUAUGUUUUAUAAAGCGGGGUGGACUUUCAGGCAGCUAUCCAAAUUAAACUUGGGACAGUAGUUUUCCAGCAUGAUACUUCACGGGGUAUGAACUAAAAAAAAAAAAUAAUUUUUUAACAGUGUCUUUUCAAAUUGUUCUAACCCAAGGCAAAAAUCUCGCUGAAGACAUUGGGAGUUUUUGCCUUGACAUCGCUGUUACUAGUGCUUCAUGCCAGAAUUCGAGGGGAAGUAGCAUCUUGGGGUAUUUUUCUAAGAAGCAUUUUGGGGUAUUUUUCUAAAUAACAUUUUCUUGUACUUACAAGUUUGUUGAAACUCUCAAAAGAGGCUAGAACUGUUCCCGUUCUACUUCCUUCACAGCAGAAGAGCUAUAAUGUAUAUUAACUUGCUGUUAUGAAAUAAAAGUUCUUGAAUGCAGUGUGAUUAAA
This is a messenger RNA of Cygnus atratus (black swan), 3352 nucleotides long. It is a transcript of the gene MMADHC, whose product is annotated as metabolism of cobalamin associated D. Gene Ontology annotation, biological process: cobalamin metabolic process. Gene Ontology annotation, cellular component: mitochondrion. The transcript is spliced from 7 exons. NCBI's taxonomy places the organism in Eukaryota, Metazoa, Chordata, Aves, Anseriformes, Anatidae. The record is from RefSeq and is a predicted model, not a curated record. Bases 281 to 1171 code for a protein of 296 amino acids.